Messenger RNA from Dryobates pubescens (Downy woodpecker), 1386 nucleotides. RefSeq lists its product as uncharacterized. Gene Ontology annotation, molecular function: protein binding. The transcript has 3 exons. The record is from RefSeq and is a predicted model, not a curated record. Bases 1 to 1386 code for a protein of 461 amino acids. Lineage: Eukaryota; Metazoa; Chordata; Aves; Piciformes; Picidae.
AUGGCGCAGCCGCACCCCGCCGGACACCUGCGGAGGGCUGCUCACCGCCGGGAUUGGGCUCAGAUACAGCUGCAGAAGAUGUCCCCUCAGGAGCUUGCUGCGCUGAUCUGCAAAGAAGGGGAUCAGCAUCUCUCCCAGCAGGAGUUACCAGUAGCCACUGCUUUCUACAUGGCUGCCUUCAGCUGCAGCGCCCCUACAGCAGUGCAGAAAGUGAACUCCUUGGACAGAGGGCUCUGGGAGAAGGUGACAGCCACUCUGGAGACAUGGUGCAAAGGCGAGAGUCAGAUCCCCAAGAUCCAGAGCAAGAACUUGGCUGUUGUCUCCCUCAGUGUGGGAAUAGCUGCAAUCUUCCUCUCCACCCUAAGUCCCAACAAUGUGGUGUCCUCAGUAUAUAAACUGGAGGCCCUGCUCAGGCAAGGAUGCUCAGAGGAGGUGGUGAAUAAGUGCAAUGCCCUGCUCAAGGCUAACCCAAAGUACUCCAUGGAACUGCUGCUGCUGAGGGCGUUGGCGUGUGUGCUGUCAGGGACACAGGCCAGGCAGGGAGUUGCAGACUACAUCCAAGCCUUUGUGAAGCAUGGGGCUGAGGCAGUGGUCUAUGUGUGCACUAGGCAGAAGGAGCACCUGCCACAGGUCCUCCUGGCCUUCUCUAAUUAUCUCUCUACAGACCAGAAAGAAAGCCCAGACGGCAGUUCCUUGGAGCAGUGGCUGGGAAACUGCUAUAACUUCCUGUCUGCAGUGGCCCCGGAUGAUGUCUGUGUUUGCAGGGUGCUGGCAGCUUACCUCUUGAAGAAGAACAAAUUUGAGGAGUGUGUGGCAGCUUGCAGCAAGGCCCUCAAGAUCUUCUCAGCUGCCAAUAACAUCAGAGAUGAGAAAGCUGUGGGGCUGCUCUUGGAACGGGCUGCUGCCUAUUUCUCUUUGGGGGGCCGGACUCAGGAAAUGCUGCAGGAUUUAGCAGAAGCCUUUGCAGCAAGCCCUGCCCAGGCAAUGAAACACUUUGAAGAGCUCUUCUCAGCACAUGACAGCAAGAGGAUAGCAGAGCAGGCCAGAGCUGUGCUGGAGGUGAGGUUUGCGGCGUACCGGGAGGCUGUGCGCACUCGGACCGACCUCAGAGGCAGCCACGGUAGGGAGCUGCUGCCCUCCGUCAUGCAGACAGUUCAGCUCCUCCUGCAGAUCUGCCCAGAGUCCAAGCGGGAGCUCAGCGUCCGGCUGGCAGACUGCCACCUCCUGCACGGCCACGUCCAGGCUGCCCUGGACAUCUGUGACCGACUCCUGGCAGCAGAGCAGAAAACUUACUACAAUACUCUCUUAGCGCUGCGAGGGUUCUGCUCCCUCCACACCCACGACCAUCAGCAAGCCCUGCAGGACUUUCAGAAGCUUGCCAGCUAA